GGUCUUUUGUUCCCCCAAGUGGAGCCUCUUAAAAGGAGACAGCGAGAGGCAGUGGGAGGAGAGAGAGAGGUGGGGAGAAGGAGAGAAAACGGUGUGGUUGUGGAAAAGGCAGCAACGUGAGCGAAUGUUUGCAAGUGAAAAGGAAAGACAGUGGACACAGAAGGGAAAAUAAAGGGAGAGCGCGAGAUGCUGACAGAUUCCUGAUAGAUGUGCAAAAUGGCGCAAGCAUGUUCGACCUCCGCGAGCCACCAAUUGUUGUAGCUUGGAUCAUGAAGAGCUAGCUAACUGCUUGCCACCUUUUGCCUUGCUUUGUUUUUCCAAGCCUCGUAUUAUUUUAAGUGCUUAAAUGGCUACCAGAAAGCGCUGCUGGGUUUCAUGCUUACUUGGAUUACUCUUGAGUGCUUUAGUCGGUGUAACUUUAGGGGCAGAGCUAUCCUUCACGUUGGAGCCCAGUGACAUCAUCGCCGUCCAGGAGCAGCCCCUCAUGCUCCACUGUCAGGUGGAUGGCAUCCCACCGAUCACCACGCAGUGGAGGAGGAAUGGCAUGCUCCUGUUGGAGGACCAGGACUAUGCCAUGUUUGCAAAUGGCUCUCUCCUGAUUGGUCGGUUUCAGAGGACCAAGUUGGAUGGCUCUUCUGACGAGGGGGACUAUGAGUGCGUGGCUCAGAACUCCUUUGGGCUGGUGGUGAGCCGCAAGGCCCGAGUACAGGCCGCAACGAUGGCGGAGUUCCACGUGCAGCCGCAGUCGGUGCGAGCGGAGGAGUCGGGGGUGUGUCGCUUCCAGUGCCAGAUCCACGGCCUGCCAGAGCCUGUCAUCAGCUGGGAGAAGGAUGGGCAGGAGGUGGACACAGAGGACGAGAGGUACACCCUCCUGCCCACGGGCGUCCUGCAGAUCACGGGCCUGCGCUCGGAGGACGGCGGCGUGUUCCGCUGCGUGGCGCACAACAGCGCCGGGGUCAAGCGCAGCGCCGGGGCCAGCCUCGCCGUCUCAGGCUCUCAGUCUUCUGUUUACAAGGAACCCAUGAUCCUUGUGGGCCCUGAAAACCUCACUCUCACCGUUCAUCAGACCGCCAUUUUGGAAUGCGUUGCCACAGGAUACCCGCGCCCAAUCGUGUCCUGGAGCAGACUGGAUGGGCGUCCGAUUGGUGUGGAGGGGAUCCAGGUGCUGGGCACGGGGAACUUGAUGAUUUCCGACGUCAGGGUGCAGCACUCAGGGGUCUACGUCUGCGCAGCCAACAAGCCGGGGACCCGAGUGCGCAGAACUGCGCAGGGGCGACUGGUGGUCCAAGCCCCAGCAGAGUUUGUCCAGCCUCCCCAGUCCAUCGCCCGUCCGGCGGGCACCACUGCAGUCUUCACCUGCCUGGCCCAGGGCGAGCCCGUGCCGCAGCUCACCUGGCUGAAGAACGGGCAGAUCCUGGAGCCGGGCGGUCACGUCAAGCUGAGGAACAACAACAGCACGCUGACCAUCUACGGGAUCAGCCCAGAGGACGAGGCCAUCUACCAGUGCAUUGCCGAAAACAGCGCCGGCUCCAUCCAGGCUAGCGCCCGGCUGACGGUGCUGUGGGCCGACGGCCUCCCGGGGUCCCCGGGCUCGGUCCGAGCUGACCCCCUCUCCCCCACCGCCAUCCAGGUCUCCUGGAAGGAGCCCGUCCAGAACACACAGGACAUCAUUGGAUAUGUCCUCCACAUCCGCAAAACUGCAGACCCCAUCGAGAUGGAGUACCAGGAGGCUGUCAGCAAGAGCACUCUGCAGCAAGUGGUGAAUGACCUGGAGCCCUCCACCAGCUACACCUUCUACGUGAAGGCCUACACCUCGCGGGGGGCCAGCAAGCCCUCGGACCACGUGGUGGAGAGCACGCCGGGGGAGGUGCCGGCCCCCCCAACCCUUUUCACUAAGGUGGUGAACUCCACCACGGUGCUGGCCAUAUGGGAACCUUCUGGAAAGAUGGGCCAGCACGAGGGAUUCAGGCUGUACUAUCGUAAGGUCCACUCAUCCCCUUUCACAGGACCACUGACUUUUGCUCGCAACAUCACCCAGUACAACAUCACGCAGCUGGACCCAUCGCUGGUGUAUGAGGUGAAGGUGCUGGCUUUCAACCAGCACGGCGACGGCAAUGCCACAAUGCGCUUCAUUUCGCUGAAGGAGGCCAUGGAGAGAUCUGGUGAUUGUCCCCUCACCGGUACACAAUGUGUGCUGAACACACCCUGUGACUGCGUGAAGGACGAGCAAAGCAAGACCUCCACCACUGGCAUCAUCAUCGGGAUCCACAUCGGCGUCACCUGCAUCGUAUUCUGCGUGCUCUUCCUCAUGUUCGGCUACAGGGGGAGGUUGAUGAUGUGCAAGGCGGUACGAGACAGGCUGGCCACGCCUCCAGCAGGACGCAGCGCACCCCUGGAGCCGUCCCAGGGCGCAGUGCCCCUGAACGGGGUCAGCAGGGCGGGUGGGGAGGGCAACGGGGGCAUCGCUGGAAAGAGCAGGGGAGAAACCAAGGAGCUGGAGAGACUGUUUCCAGGACGACACGCAGGGCUUACGGUGGAAGGCGUGGCCUCCUGCCCGCUGGACGAGACACAGAUGUCCACUUUGCCCUUGGAUGACUUCAGCCUGGUGGAGGAGGGGGAGACACAGUUCCGGGAGCUGCCAGCAGAGGGCAGGGACAAAUCAACCCCUCCUGCCUACUUUCAGCCAAUCGGUGAUUCCAUAAACCCAGCUGUGAAAGACGACUAAGGCCUUCUUCCAGGGAUUUGAUACAGUAUAUUCUGUCUCAGGACUUUUUUUCUGUGCUAUCGGUGGUUUUGUUUGGUUCUCGGCCUACACGCAGGCUGAUUAUAGACCUGGACAUCAGCCCAAGGAUACACAACACAGACCUACCUCAGCCGGAAUGAAUGUGUUGAGGGAAGCAUUCUUGACCCUGCGUCUUCCCUUGUCUUCAGUUACUUUACACGUAGAGCGAUUGGUCGGAAAAAAAAACAAAAACAGAUUCCGCACUACCUCAGAUGUUACGUACCUUCACUCUCCUGCUAAUUGAAGCGAAUUAAAAAAAAAAAAAAAAAAAAUCCAACGUAAAGCACUUCCAAACACUGAAGUAUAUAUUCUACCUCAAGAUGAUUAUGAUGAUGAUGCUGAUGCUGAUGUUUUUGCUGUUUGUUGUCGUUGUUCUUGUUGUUGUUAUUGUCGUUGUUGUUGUAAUUCUUUUCCAGUGAAACUUUUCCGUUUUGUCGUGAGAUCCUGGCUUCACCCCAGUGAAUCUGUGAAAGUGUCAGUACCUCAUGCAAGUGUGACGGAUGUUGUUUGAUUUCUGCUUGUAGAGCUCCAUAUUUACACACUUUCCUGUGUACCCACCCCCCAUACAGAGUGAUUGUUCAUUUUAUAUCCUUUUUAGAUUUUUAUUUUUAUUUUUACGUAGACUGUUAAUGGUGCACUGCACUUACAACUUCAGGAAAAAUACAGCUAUGAACAGGAUUUCAACUCUUUACAAAUGUACAUAUCUGCAUGUGUGUAGAUGUAUGUGUGUGUGCAAGUGUGUAUAUAUGAAUAUGUAUACUAUGCAUACCUUGUAUGCAUAAUAAUUGCAUAUGUGUGUGUGUGUUGGUAUGUAUGCGUGUGUGUGUGUUGUGUGUGCAUGCACACACACAUGUGAGCCACAUUUACACAUUAAAGCAGAUAAAUAUAUCAAAAUGUCAGUGUGGACAUUGACAGGAAUGAAUGUUAUUGCAGUUCUCAAAAUAAAUUGCUCUCUGAACUGGCAAGAGCAUCACUUGACUAUGGAUUUGAAAUAGGGAUGCCGUCACUCCAAGCUGUGAGAGUGAAUUGCGAAAUUCUAAUAGCAAAAAAAAAAAAGUUAAUUCAGGGCUGCUGUGCAAGACCUGCCAAGUCCCAUAAAGCCUGUCAGUUUAUUACCAAUCCCACCCACGCAUACCCUGCCAGCUCCCCCCGAAACUGAUGAAUGAAACCGUAUCAAAAAUAAGAUUAGACCACUGCACGCCAAUCAAACUGCAAGAAUAACAGCUGGAGCAGAGAAGCUGCUAUCUGGCUGCGCGUUCACGCUCCUCGGCCAGCCAGGCCUUUGCAGAAGCAAGCUUACGAUUCAGGAGGAGAUAUUUUGGCGUGAUAUAGAGGGGGGGCGUGCUGCUUUUGGGUGCUGUAGUAAGACCCUAACACUGCUCCACCUGUACUGCCGACAAGCAAAAUAGCAUAUGGCGCUUAUAACCUUUUCCAACAUACAGUGAAUCCUGGAAACGAUUCAGAAUUUUUCUUUUUUUAAUUGUCUUUUUUCUUUUGCCAACACAGUUUAGCAAGGUUAGCAGUCAUCAGAAUUACCUCACCAAGCUGUGUUUGCAAAGAGAAAAAGACAAAAAAUUAAGGACAAAGCAAGCAUGACAGCUUUCCCGUUCAAAGUUCAUCACUGAGACCCAGGCAAUCUGGUCAUUUUUUAUCUGAUUGGCCAAGACCGACAGCAUAAAAAAACGUCCUGACCUUGAAUCACUUACACCCUUCCAAGCUCUAGAGGCAGCGUGGUACAUCUCCUCGGCUUCUCCCUGUUCCCUUCAGAACCCUGGCACAUACGAAAGGCCUCAGCAUGUCAAUGGUGUCCUACCUCAGUGCAACACCCAUGCUUUCAGGUGCCUGGCCUUCUGCUCUGGAGGAAGAUGCAAGAACACUUACUUAAACCAACAAACGCUAGGAAGGGAGAAGCUUACCCUCAGGGCUAAUCACUCAGUGGACAUGCAGUCAUGUGUCACAAAAACUAUUUUUAUGUUUUCAUAUGUAGCUUUUUGUGAGCGUGAAUGUACGUGGAUUGUUGUGCUUCUUUUUUUUUCAGAAUAUAAUUUUUCAUUGCCUCACUUUUUUCAUCUGCAUUUUCUUACAUUUUGUUCACUGUUCAAAGCGGAGUCUGAUUUGUUGUCUGACUUGGAAAACAAUUUCUUCCCGCAGCUUCUGGAAAAGGAAAAAAAUGCUUGCUGCCUUUCUGCUGACAGAACAUGACAUAAAUAACCUUUUAAGUGUGAAAAUAGCAUUGAGAAGGACUACUUUAAAACAGAAAUAGAUCAAAUCUCAACACCAUUUUGAGUGGCUUAAAUGUGUUUAUUUUAUCAGUAUUUUGCAAUAACAUUUGUCCACCUAGUUCCCCUGAUGAAUGUGGUCAGUAUAUUAAAUCCAAGGCAGGGGAAAAAACUGGUGCUUUUGCAACUUUAAAAAUUGUGUGUCGCGUGGUCAAUUCUUUCUCAAUAUGUCAUAGGAGUUUGAAACUACACUGUUUAAAGGGGAAAUAUCGUAAGCUGUUUUGUAAACUGUCGCUAUUAAUGGAACUCGGUACGUGCUAUCCAUUGUACAGUAAGAAUACACAUUCCAGAGAGAAUUGUAUCUGUUCUACAACCAGAGAAUCAGUUGUUGUUUUGAUUUGAUAUACAAAACUUUGUUAAUGUUGGCCAAUGCUUUUAUACAUUUUACAUAUAGCAGAGAGAAAGGAGCUCUUCUGCCGUUGAUUUGUUCAUUGUAUUGCUUGCUUUCUGCUUCAGUUUUCCAGGUAUAUUCCCAUGUCUGUUAUCGUUACUGUACAUUUCAGUGCAUUCUGUUCUGACAAGCCUAAAAAAAAAACGACAAUAGUCACUCUAGCUGAAGUACCCCAUUUAAUGUUACUUGUGUAUUUAUAAACCAAUGUGGUACUCAAACUCUGGUGCUUUUUAAUACUUGAGGGGUCUCUCCUGAGAAGCAGGAUGCUGAUUGCAGCUAAGACUGAUGCAGUGUCACAGUGCCAAUCUUUCACCCUGCACCCUUGCAUUGUAGUACAAUAGGAAUUCUUUCUUAAAUUGUUCAUGAUUACAUCAUAAUCAUUCCAGUCCAAUCAAGUAGUUUCAUACGGAGUCACCUUUCUUAUUUAUGGUUAAAAGAUCGAUUGUAAUAAUGUUGCACCUCUCAUUACUUCAUUUUUCUUCCCAAUGCUGUUUCUGAUGAGGGUCUUUUUUAUUGGGUUUGGUUUUGAGGAUGGAGGGAAGAUGCCGACUCUUCAUGCCAUAUAUUCAGAACACAUAUCUGUCACAUAAUCCCAGGUGACUUUAGCCAGGUUGUGGUUUGGAGGGUCUGGGGUUGUGCUUUUUGUCAAUGGCUUAUUGAGCAGAUGAUCUUAAUCCACUGGGCAGAACUUUGCCUGGAUGAACCAACUGCGGGAAUUACAGCCACAUGUGUGGUCCAAGAGGUGCUCAUUUCCAUGGCUUCUCCUUCCGUGUGUCUCUUCAUUUUCCUCCCUGCUUCUAUCCUCCUCUUUCUCCCCCUCCCCAAACCCAGUGGAGAAUGGCCCGUCUAUCAAAAUUACCACCUCAACCCCCCCCCCCCCACUACUGCCCCCACCACCCCAGAUUCCCCCAGGGAGAAUCAGAGCCGAAACCUUAACAUGUAGCUAGCUAAGCUGCUACAGCGCUAUGGCAACACUGGGGUAUUUAAGAUUGUAGAAAGAAGAUCAAACCGUGGAUCUGUAAAACACUGUUUUCUUUCCAGUGGUGAUGUCACCAUUUCAUCUUUUUAAACCCCUGCAUAAAAGGGAUUAAAAUAGCAUCAAUUCCCCUCCUCCUUUUUUCCCCACAAAAAAAAAAGAAACGGAAAGAUGAAAGGUUGUAGGAACAAGCAGCCUUAAAAAUACCAUGGAAGAACUAAGCUGCGAUGGCUUCCAAAAUACACUGGCAGUUUAUGUACCUCUUAAUCACCUGGCUCUUUCCAGCACCUGUUCCCUGUCAGGUGCUUAUCAGUAUCAGUUUUAGAGUUGGUUCCCCUUGAUUGUACCACUGGUCCCUUUUGGCUGUCGGUGGAUCCUCAGUCCCCUCAGUCACCAUGUGUGAGCUGCUGCACUAAAACACUGGCUGUCUGUGCUUUGUGUUCUGAAUUAUUCAGGUUUUCAAUGACCAGCCAUAUUGAACCCUGUUCCUUAUUGACAUUAAAUUUAGUAGAUUUAUUAUAUUAGGGUGUGGAAAAUAUCACCCACAAAACCCCCACCCAUUCACUGCAGCCCCCUCAACUGAUAUGCGUGGAGCCACUGAGCCCCUAUCCAGGGGAAGGUGUUUUUUAAGAAACAUCGUUUCGCUUCACUGCAAAUGACACCAGAGCCAGCAGAUUGUCCCUGUCUGGGGGUGUUCCAGCUGAAUUUUUUUAGCUCUGAAGAAUGCUUACGGUUUGUCAUUUUGCUGCCUUCAGCUCGUUGACAGCGCUCGACUGCGGUGUUGGGAAUGGUGUCGGGGAGGUCCCCCUCCCUCCACUGGUGACAAACAGCGAACCUCUCCACGCUGUCAGCACGUCAUCCCUGUUAACCGCUCUGAGUCAGAAUCCACUGUUAACGUGCUGAAUACUUUAAAUACAAUUAGCCACCGUUACGACAAAGUGCGAUAGGCCUGCUAUCGUCAGAAAGCCUUCUUUUGUGUUUUCUGUUUGAGUUGAGUAAUGAUCAGCGGUAAACUAACCUGUGAAAAGAAGGAUGAGCACAUUAAGGAGAGGGAAUUGUGUUUAACAGCAAGCGGGCUGUUAGAGAAUUGUGCUUAACUGCGAGCAAGUCCCCUCUCAACAGCUGUAUUAACUUCACUUUUUCCAUAGUUUCCUCAUAGUCUCAUCUUAACUAAACCAGCGAUGGGGAAAAACACGCAUCGCUGUGGACGUGUGACAUUUUGACUGCUAGGAGAACCGUAUGAUGAACUGGACCACAUGCUUAUUGCAGUGCAUCGUUGAAUUGUGGGGAGAAAGGUACUAAGACCAUAUCUAUUUCCGGGACCUGCUCUCUUGGUUCUGGCAAAAAUUCAGUGCUGAUUCAUAAUAUACCUGACGUUGAAUUUACAGAACAAAUACUUUUUUUUAUUGUGGGGAAAAUGCUAAAUUUCUAAAGAUUGCAUUAUUUAUUCAAUAUUUUGGGCAAAAUGUUCCCAUUUCAUAUUUUGUAUGUUAUGUAUGUUGUACUUCCACCAAAUGGAAAAAGUAGUGUAAUGCACUUGUAAUGUCUUGGUAAGAUGUCAUUCUAUUGAAAAACAAAUAUUUGCAUUAGUAUUUAUUUCACAGUACAUUUUAUGUGCAUCAAACAUAGAAUGUAUUUUUUCGUAUCUUUAGCUCCAGAUAUUUACAACAGCUAUUUGCAUAACUGACCUGCAGUACCCCUUCCCCACCCCUCACCCGUGUUUCUAUAUCUCUGAGUAAUAUUUUUCAUCUGUUUGAAAAAUGAUACUUAGUUGCUGUUGGAGAGGAUGGUAUUCUCAUUAAGUUCCCUGAAAUGAUACAUUCCCUUGAACCGUCUUCAGUGUAGCCCCUGCAGUAACCGUGUGGUGUUGGUGUGCUCUGGAGAAAGCUCUGGCAUCCAUCACUGCAGGUACAGUAUGUCAGCGAUAGAGCGUAAGGACGGCCACGGGCUAACUCGGAUAACGGGGUCACUGAGCGUUUCUGUCCCAGAGUGAGUGUCACCACUGAUCCUGUCUCAGACCACCCCCCCCCCCACCCUCCAUGAACAUUAGGUUCUUUCUGUCCAUUUUCAUUUCCAUUUUACUGCAGUAGCCAUCAGACCCACAUGCACACAAAAAAAUUAAUAGGAUUAUUCUUUCUUUUUUGGAAUGUUUUAGUAUUUUCAGGGAAAGGGACUCCCACCCAAUACACACACACACACACACACACACAUUCACUCUCUCUUGUUCUCUCUCUCUCUCACACACACACACAUACACGUGCACCUUUCCACUGUAAUGCAAGGUUAAAAUGUGAAGCUGCACAAGCGAAACAAACAAAAAAAACAAAUGCCAAAUAUAGAUGUCACAUCCAAUCUUGGUGCUUAUACUGUGUGUAAGAUUUGGAGAAAGAAGCCACCAUUUGCUAACGUGGUGUGAGUUGAUGGGAGAGAGCUGCCACUGCUUGGUGAAUACAAA
Messenger RNA from Anguilla rostrata (American eel), 8883 nucleotides. Its product is annotated as immunoglobulin superfamily DCC subclass member 3-like. Lineage: Eukaryota; Metazoa; Chordata; Actinopteri; Anguilliformes; Anguillidae. The record is from RefSeq and is a predicted model, not a curated record. Gene Ontology annotation, molecular function: protein binding. The transcript is spliced from 15 exons. Bases 347 to 2725 code for a protein of 792 amino acids. Gene Ontology annotation, biological process: cell-cell adhesion.